Messenger RNA from Orbicella faveolata, 549 nucleotides. Its product is annotated as protein ANTAGONIST OF LIKE HETEROCHROMATIN PROTEIN 1-like. The record is from RefSeq and is a predicted model, not a curated record. NCBI's taxonomy places the organism in Eukaryota, Metazoa, Cnidaria, Anthozoa, Scleractinia, Merulinidae.
AUGGCGGUCGCCGUCGGCGAAAUGUUUAUUUGCUCAAAAUUGGGGCAAUAUCUUUCGGAGAUGGAAAUUAGGACAUUUGUAAGGACACAGAAAGAAUACUUUCGGCAACAGUUACGACUAAACAAGGCCACUUUUGUAGUGAUUCGUAAUAUCCUGGGUCCGAGAUUACAAAGGCAAAAUUCGAAAUUCAGAGAUUGUUUACCGCCCGAGAAAGUUCUUGCUUUGGGACUGUAUCGCUUCGCUCACGGAAAUUCGUAUUUGACCACUGCACCAGUGUUUAAUGUGGGAAAAUCGACUGUAAUUGAGGCAGUGCAAGAUGUCGUAAAUGGUCUCUACGAAGUGCGCAACGAACACAUCAAAUGUCCGGAGACAAUUGCUGAAGUAAAUGCAGCUAUGCAGACAUGUACAAAUCUCACAAAUCUGCCCAAUGUUGUGGGUGCUAUAGAUGGGUCACAUGUGCGAAUAAAGGCGCCAGUGAACAGUGCUGUGGAUUACUCUAGUAGAUAUCAACAGCAUGAUUUCAUUAUCCAGGCUGUUGUUGAUAGCUAA